This is a messenger RNA of Caenorhabditis elegans, 886 nucleotides long. NCBI's taxonomy places the organism in Eukaryota, Metazoa, Nematoda, Chromadorea, Rhabditida, Rhabditidae. The record is from the annotation of a RefSeq genome assembly.
AUGUGUUCGUGUUCUCCGGUUGAUAAGAUAUUUUUCUGUUUGACAUUAACGUUUUAUCAUCAGUGACGUACUCAACUGUCAAUAGCGUCGAGAAACUUAAAAUGCACUUAAAAUCAAAAAUGUGAACAGGAAAAAAUAUAAACUCAUGAUUAUCUGCCAUGAGUACGUUCAAGGACAGCAAGUUACCUACCGUUUCAUAUGAAUAUCUAGGGAAAUUCAAAAGACUAUUGCAUACAUUUCACGAAGCAUUUACAAUUGAUCACGUCGACUUAUCAAUUAACCACGAACUAAUAUUCGGUUAUUAUCAGCGAGUUUUAAAGCAUCCGAUAUUUCGAAAAUGCCACUACAUUGAGAUUUUUGGAUUACGAUAUUUCAUCUCUCGUGAUCAGUCGGACUUUCUAUUGAAUAAUUUUUAUCUCAAGCGCGGGCUUUUAACACAAUGCUUUCCAAUAAAUUAUUGUGUUGCAAAACUAAUGUUUGUACCGUACUUCCUCUAUCCGUAUUAAAUCAUAUUCUUAAAGUUGCAAGAAGUACGUCAGCUGAAUAUUUUACAAGCGGAAGAGCUAACUAUAAAUGACAUGGCACAGAUGAAUUGCGAAGUACUUAUUUUAGGGAAACACCAAUUCAUAGCAAAUAGCAUAAACAGGUUAAUUUACCUAUGGUUGUGUGGAUAUAUGAAACAAUUGAAACGGUUUCGACUAAAUACCUUCGAAGACACGGUUGCUCAUAUCCACCACUGUCUUAAGUUCAGGUUGGAAGGCGUCACGUAGAGGAUGGGAAAGACAUUGAGAGAAAGGAUGGAACACUUGCUACAUUACUAAUCGCCGAUGGUUCUCUCGACUUCAUCGUAUGGCACGAAAGAUUCCCUAAAAAUCCAUUUAUUUGA